This is a messenger RNA of Populus trichocarpa (black cottonwood), 2845 nucleotides long. Its product is annotated as probable DEAD-box ATP-dependent RNA helicase 48. NCBI's taxonomy places the organism in Eukaryota, Viridiplantae, Streptophyta, Magnoliopsida, Malpighiales, Salicaceae. The record is from RefSeq and is a predicted model, not a curated record. The coding region runs from base 57 to 2504 and encodes 815 amino acids. Gene Ontology annotation, molecular function: RNA helicase activity; ATP binding; nucleic acid binding. The transcript is spliced from 10 exons.
UAGACUUAAACCCCAGUAGCCAAAACCAUCCUCAUUCCCACUUCCCUUUCUCCAUCAUGUACCCAUCACUCCUCCGCCGCUCCAAAUUCUUAUCGGAACAGCUCCGGACCCGGGUCGUCAUUCGACUAAUGGGUGGUGGACCCCUAAGCUUCCCUGGAGGUCUAAACAAAUGGCAAUGGAAACGUCUCCACGAGAAAAAAGCCAAAGAAAAAGAGAAACGGCUCCUUGAUCAAGAAAAACAACUCUUCCAGGACCGGAUGCGUUCCCAAAUCCGCUCCAACCUCGCUGGCCAAUCCCACCCUAACCUGAAUCCGGACCCAAAUAAGUACAACCCCAUGAGCCCCAACGAGCACCUCAAAGCCCUCGCUGACCGUUUCAUGAAAGAUGGAGCUGAAGAUUUGUGGAACGAAAAUGAUGGGUCAUUGAAACCCCCAUCGGAUGAACAGACUGAAUUCGUGGGGACUAAUCAACAGCCAGGAUCAAUUCAUUCGCCGGUGGAUUUGAGAAAAUUAAUAUCAGAAGGGCGUCAUGUGUCGCAGAAUCGCGAAAAUGGGUUUAAUUUUGUGAAAAGUAGAGAUUAUUCGAUGCUUAGAGAUUUGGGUUUUGAGUCUGGAGGUGAUUCUACUAAGCCUUUAGCGCGGAGACAGAGAAAGUUUAGGAUAAAUGAGAGUUCUUCGAGUGUUGAUGAUGAAGAUCAUGGGUUUGUUAAUGACAAAGUGAAGAAUUUCGUAGGAGAUUCAUGGAAUGAGCGAGGAGGCGUGAGUAAUUUGAGGAAUGUGAGUGAUUUCAUGAAGAAUAGGGGUUCUGAGACAGUAAAACAGAGGAGGUUUCAGAGAAAUGAGAGUGAUGAUGAGGAUGAGGAUUUGGAGGGUGGGGGAGAUAGGAGAGGGAGGAGUGCGACUGAUAUUGGGAGUAGAGCUGCUUUAGGAAAGUAUGAUAUGAAGAAGACAAGAAGGGUUCCAUUAAAGGAGCUUGAUAAGAAUGAUUUUGCGAACGAAGUGGAGUUGAUUAGAUACGAGCUGGGGAGGAAGAAAAAGUUUGCCGGAAAUGAAGGAGAUAAGGAGGAGGAGGAUUCAAUUCUUAGCGAAAAAAGAUUUGAUGAAUGUGGUCUGUCUCCGUUGACUGUCAAAGCACUUAUAGCUGCUGGUUAUGUUCAAAUGACCAGGGUACAGGAGGCUACUCUUUCUGUUUGCCUUGAGGCAGGCAAGGAUGCUAUGGUCAAAGCCAAAACUGGCACAGGAAAAAGCGCAGCUUUUUUGCUUCCUGCAAUUGAAGCAGUUCUGAAGGCAACAAGUAGCAAUGACAAGCCACAAGUGUCCCCUAUAUAUGCUCUUAUUCUCUGCCCCACAAGAGAACUAGCAAGUCAGAUAGCUGCAGAAGCAAAUGCUAUGCUGAAAUACCAUGAUGGAAUUGGUGUGCUAACACUAGUUGGAGGAACACGUUUCAAAGAUGAUCAGAGACGCCUUGAAUCAGAUCCUUAUCAGAUAAUUGUUGCAACUCCUGGUCGGCUGCUGGAUCACAUUGAGAAUAAAGGUGGUUUAUCUGUGCAUUUGAUGGGAUUGAAGGUGCUUAUACUUGACGAGGCUGAUCACCUUCUUGAUCUUGGGUUUCGGAAGGAUAUGGAGAAAAUUUUAGACUGCUUGCCCCGUCAGAGACAGUCGUUGCUAUUUUCUGCAACAAUUCCAAAAGAGGUUCGUCGAAUUUCUCAGCUUGUAUUGAAAAGGGAACAUGCUUUCAUUAAUACUGUGGGUGUUGGUUGUGUGGAAACUCCUGCUAAGAUCAAGCAGUCUUUUCUUGUCUCUCCACACAGAUUGCAUUUUCAAGUAGUGCACCAUCUUCUGAAGGAGCAUAUUCUGCAGGCACCUGAUUACAAGGUUAUUGUUUUCUGUACAACUGGAAUGGUAACAUCACUCAUGUAUCUACUUCUUCGGGAAAUGAAUAUGAAUGUAAGGGAGAUGCAUUCUAGAAAGCCUCAACUUUAUCGAACUCGUGUCUCUAAUGAAUUCCGGGAAUCGAAACGAUUGAUUCUCGUUACAUCUGAUGUUUCUGCUCGUGGAAUGAAUUAUCCUGAUGUUACUUUGGUCAUUCAGGUGGGAAUUCCUUAUGAUCGUGAACAUUAUAUCCAUCGGCUUGGAAGAACAGGACGCGAAGGGAAAGAUGGAGAAGGGAUCUUAUUGCUCGCUCCAUGGGAAGAAUAUUUCCUGAAUGAGUUAAAAGACCUGCCACUCGAGAAAUUCCCUUUACCACAAAUUGAUUCUGAAACAAAUUUUAAGAUGGAGGAGUCAAUGUCAAAGAUUGAUAGUAGUGUUAAAGAAGGAGCAUAUCAUGCUUGGCUAGGGUAUUAUAACUCCAUCAGAGAGAUUGGAAGGGAUAAAACGACGCUUGUUGAGCUGGCCAACCAAUUUUCCGAGUCAAUAGGCUUACAUAAACCUCCUUCCCUCUUCAGAAAAACCGCUCUAAAGAUGGGUUUGAAAGACAUCCCUGGUAUCCGGAUCCGGAGGUAGUACUUAUUGGGAGCAUUGAUGCAUGCAAGCUGCUGGUUAGUGUUGCUGAGAUUUAACUUGUGCUGAAAGACCAGCUUCAAUUUUUAUUCCACUUGAAGGCUGGUAAUAUGUGAUAGGUCUAGCUCCUUCUUUCAAUCACCAUACUAUUGUGUCUUCUAAGCUUUGUAAUUGCGAUUUUGAUGGGUCAUUCUGUUGCAUUAUCCAAUGCAGCGUGUUCAUGAUCAGGGUUUUUGGGUUCUUUAGUUUGAUAGCGGACUGAGAAUGGCAAUGCUUUCAUACACAUGCACUCCUGUUACCCUGUAUAUUGUUGUUUGGUAAUAUAAUUGUUGUUAUUAGUUUUC